Messenger RNA from Anolis sagrei ordinatus, 347 nucleotides. NCBI's taxonomy places the organism in Eukaryota, Metazoa, Chordata, Lepidosauria, Squamata, Anolidae. The record is from RefSeq and is a predicted model, not a curated record.
AUGGCGGAGGUGGGGAGCCUCAACGGCGAGGCCGGCGGCUGGUACUUGUCCGCCCAGGAGCUGGAGGACGGAGCCGCGCUGCUCUCGCCGCUGCCGGGCCCGCCGAGGAGAUACUCACCUGGCGCUUCUUUUGGCUUCUCAGUAUUUAACUUAAUGAACGCCAUCAUGGGCAGCGGGAUCCUUGGAUUGGCAUAUGCUAUGGCCAAGACAGGAAUCAUCGGGUUUAGUGUGUUGCUGCUGCUUGUCGCCAUUCUUGCAUCUUACUCCAUAUUCCUGUUGCUUACUAUGUGCAUUCACACUGGUAAGUGAAAGCAGCUUAAACUGCUAAAGUAUAGAUUUCCAAACAU